Messenger RNA from Acanthosepion pharaonis, 2466 nucleotides. The record is from the annotation of a GenBank genome assembly. Lineage: Eukaryota; Metazoa; Mollusca; Cephalopoda; Sepiida; Sepiidae.
AUGUUCAUCGAGAAAAAGGAAUCGUUCGAACAUUGCGAAAUCUUCAUUUAUCGAAGCCUCGUUUUGGCUUCAAACCACUCCUACCGCCACUGCAUUCUAUUUGACUUUAUUGUUUUACUUUCAUUCUUUCUUUCUUUCAUUAUUCCUUUCCUUCCUUCUUUGUUUCCUUCUUUCUUUCUUUCUUUCUUUCUUUCUUUCUUUCUUUCUUUCUUUCUUUCUUUCCUUCCUUCUUUCUUUCCUUCCUUCUUUUCUUCUUUCUUUGUUUGUUUGUUUCUUUCCUUCCUUCUUUCUUUCUUUCUUCCCUUCUUUCUUUUAUGUUUCUUUCCUUCUUUCUUUGUUUCUUUGUUUCUUUCCUUCUUUCUUUCUUUCUUUCUUUCUUUCUUUUUCUCCUUUCUUUAUUUCUCCUUCUUUGAUUUGUUUCCUUAUUUCUUUCGUUCUUUCGUUGUUUGUUUCUUUCUUUCGUUCCGUCUUUGUUUGUUUCUUUUUCCUUGCUUCUUUCUUUCUUUCUUUCUUUCUUUCUUUCUUCAUCCUUCUUUGAGUUCUUUCGUUAUUUCUUUCGUUCCUUCUUUGUUUCUUUCCUUCUUUCUUUUUUGUUUCUUUCCUUCUUUCUUUGUUUCUUCAUUUCCUUGUUUCUUUCCUUCCUUCUUUCUUUGUUUCUUUAUUUCCUUCUUUCUUUGUUUCUUUCUUUACUUCUUUCUUUUUGUUUCUUUCCUUCUUACUUUGUUUCCUUCUUUCCUCCUUACUUUUUCUCCUUUCUUUAUUUCUCCUUCCUUCUUUGAUUUCUUUCCUUAUUUCUUUCGUUCCUUCUUUGUUUCUUUCUUUCGUUCGUUCCUUCUUUGUUUCUUUCUUUCUUUCCUUCUUUCUUUCCUUCUUUGUUUUUAUUUAUUCGAUCUGCUUUUUUUUUCUUCUUUAUUUUCUUUUACUUUUUCUUCUCGUUUUUUACUCCUUCUUCGACUUCUUCUCCUUCUGUUUUAUUCUCUUUUUCUUCUUUUUCUUUUUCUUGUUCUACUUCUACUUCUUUUUUAUUUUCCUUUUCUUCUUCUUGCUUUACUUCUUCUUUUUCUUUAUUUUCCUUUUCUUUUUCUUUUUUUCUUUUUCUUCUUGUCUUCUUCGACUUCUUUUUUAUUUUCCUUUUCUUCUUCUUGCUUUACUUCUUCUUUUUCUUUAUUUUCCUUUUCUUUUUCUUUUUUUCUUUUUCUUCUUGUCUUCUUCGACUUCUUUUUUAUUUUCCUUUUCUUCUUUUUCUUCUUUCCUUUUUUCUUCUUUUUUACUUCUUAUUCGACUUUUUCUACUUCUUUUUUAUUUUCCUUUUCUUCUUUUUCUUCUUGUCUUCGACUUCUUUUUUAUUUUCCUUUUCUUCUUUUUCUUCUUUCCUUUUUUCCUUUUUUUAAUUCUUAUUCGACUUUUUCUACUUUUUUAUUUUCCUUUUCUUCUUUUUCUUCUUGUCUUCUUCGACUUCUUUUUUAUUUUCCUUUUCUUCUUUUUCUUCUUGUCUUCUUCGACUUCUUUUUUAUUUUCCUUUUCUUCUUUUUCUUCUUGUCUUCUUCGACUUCUUUUUUAUUUUCCUUUUCUUCUUUUUCUUCUUGUCUUCUUCGACUUCUUUUUUAUUUUCCUUUUCUUCUUUUUCUUCUUGUCUUCUUCGACUUCUUUUUUAUUUUCCUUUUCUUUUUUCUUCUUCUUUUCUUAUUCCUUCUUUUUUACUUCUUAUUCGACAUCUUCUACUUCUUUUUUAUUUUCCUUUUCCUCUUUUUCUUCUUUCCUUUUUUCUUCUUUUUUACUUCACCUUGGAUUCUUUUUUUCCAUCGACAGAUAAUGGAUUUAAGAAAUGUCAAUACAAUUUAUUUUUCUCUGUUGCUCCCAAACCGCCAAUGUAGCCGGUUUUCUGCGAUACACAUCUAUCUAUCUAUCUAUCUCAGUCUGUUUCAUAUCUAUCUAUCUAUCUAUCUAGCUAUCUAUCUCAGUCUGUUUCAUAUCUAUCUAUAUAUCUAUCUAUCUCAGUUUGUUUCAUAUCUAUAUAUCUAUCUAUCUCAGUCUGUUUCAUAUCUAUCUAUCUAUUUAUCUAUCUAUCUAUCUCACUCUGUUUCCUAUCUAUCUAUCUAUCUAUCUCUGUUAAUAUCUAUCAAUCUCUACAUUAAAUCAGAGAAUCAUACAAGUUGUUUUCUCUCACUUCCUCUCUCUCUUUUUCUCUCCCUCCCUUGCUCCCAUCAAAUGUUUCUCGCUCUCUUUCUCCCUCCCUACCUUUCUCCUUCCAUAAUUUUCUCUCUCUUUUUCUCUCCCGCCCUCCAUAGUUUUCUCUUUAUCUUUCUCUCUCUUUCUCUCCUACCCUUCCUCCCUCCAUACUUUUCUCUCUCCGUUUCUCUUUUUCUCUCCCUCCCUUUCUCUGUCCAUACUUUCUCUCUAACUCGCUCUUUUUCUCUCCUUUCCCUACUCCCUCCAUCCAUUUCUCUCUAUUUUCUUCUUUCAUAA